Molecule: messenger RNA, 2085 nt
Organism: Penicillium subrubescens
Lineage: Eukaryota; Fungi; Ascomycota; Eurotiomycetes; Eurotiales; Aspergillaceae
Product: rDNA-binding RNA polymerase I transcriptional factor
Exons: 1
Coding region: 1-2085 (694 amino acids)
Biological process (GO): transcription initiation at RNA polymerase I promoter
Cellular component (GO): nucleus
Molecular function (GO): RNA polymerase I core binding; RNA polymerase I general transcription initiation factor activity
Source: RefSeq, a predicted model, not a curated record
AUGGUCUCCGUCGCCACUAUCCCUCAACCCCCGGCGCUCACAGCCACCCCCUCCUUGAAGCCAUCAUCAAAGAUGCUCCCAUCCUCGUCCCCCGUAUCCAUUCUCAAAACCUCCAAGUCCGCCGGCACGAAACGCAAAAUGGCGGACCUCGACCGCAGUCUCUCCCCGGUCUCCUCCGUGUCGGAUACCUUCGAUGACGCCGCCCCUCCCGCGAAGAAGCGUGCCCGCGUCACGUUCAAUGAAAACAUCCAAACCCAUUCCUGGAAUCAAAAUGAUCCGGCAACUCAAACUGGGAUGAGUGUGGCGAUGGUUCGGGAGGAAAUCCGUCGGGCAAUCCAUCGCCAUGUUUCGUCCGGGGAGAGCGAGGCAUACGACCAGAUCAAGGAGAUCUUCACUGCCGAUCCGAAGAAGGCUGGCGAUACCCUCUACUCAUACGACCUUCCCACACAUCCAACCUUGAAGAAUCAUCUGUUGGGUCUUCUUUCUCACAUCGCCUCCCUGGAUCGCGGCUGCAGCAGCCUUGUCCACGCUGUCCUCGAGAGCGAGUGGCUUGGUCGGGAUGAGCCCUAUGUAAAGCUUUUCAUCCGGUUCUUGGGAAAUCUCGCGGCCGCUCAAGGUACCUAUCUCGGUGUUAUUUUCAAGAUGCUCGUCAGCAAACUCGCUGGCGUUGCUCGCGGCACUGGUAGCCUGCCUGGAUACGCUGUGGUCCCUGUGUCCGAAAUCUACGCUCGUGUCCACAUGGCCCUGCGUCAUAUUGUCCGACUGAUCCCGUCUGGCAGUGGAACUCUCUCUCCAGUCCUAUCUCACACAUUCCCCUACGAAGCGGACCCUGCCAAGUCUUAUAUCGCCUACACCCGCAACCUCAUCCAGAUCAUCAGCUAUGCUCCCGAGCUUCAGUCCGAUAUCCUCGCCCUCAUCACCGAAAAACUGGUCAAGAUCGAUGUUCAAAUCCAGGUCGAUUUGGAAGAUUUCGAGGAUGAGCUUGGAGAGAACCUCCUUCAUGGCGUUUCCAACGACCCCGACGAAGAGGUCGACGACGACGACGAUGACGACGCGUCCAUCUUGAGCGAAGAUGAGGCCGAUGAAGACCGACGGGUCGCCGAGAUCAAGGACAAUAUUCACAAGGUGGAUGGCAUGAUCGAUAUCCUUUUCGAGUUCUACAAUUCUUCCUUCACCACGGGCACACUCGACGACCAGCGCAACAGUCUGGACCUUAUUAUCAGCCACUUCCAAAGCAUCAUUCUCCCCACAUACAAGUCCCGCCACUCGCAAUUCCUUCUCUUCCACUUCUCUCAAUUACACCCGGAUCUCCUCAGCAAGAUGACCUCGUGCUUCUCAGACCUGAUCUUUGGCAAAGUUCAGCCGGGUAUCAUUCGCCAGUCCGCUGCCGCAUACCUGGCCAGUUUCAUCGCCCGAGGAGCUCACAUCCCCAGCAGCCUGGUUCGGAAAACUUUCAACGAGAUGAGCGCGCAAUUGGUCGAAAUGCAUGACAAGUAUGACGCUGCGUGCCGCGGCCCCGAUCUCCGCCGUUACGGCUCGUUCUACGCCACCGCCCAGGCCGUGCUGUACAUCUUCUGCUUCCGCUGGCGCGAUCUGACCACCGCUUCAAUUGAGGGUGACAGCCCCCAGCAAGUGGACGAGCUGGAGCCGAGCCAAAUUGCCUUCCCGCCCAAUGUCAAGGACACACUGAGCAAGGUGAUCUACUCGCGCCUGAACCCGCUCAAGAUUUGCUCCUCGGGUAUCGUCAACGAAUUCGCCCGUAUUGCACACCACUUCCAGCUGCUCUACGUCUACCCCCUCAUUGAGAAGAACAAGCGUCUCCGUAUCAGUGCCUUCCGAAGCAUUGCCUCCUCUGGACUUGUCCAGAUGGAGCGUGAGAUUCGCGCUGGUGAUCAUCUCGGCUAUCAGCUCGACGCCUACUUCCCCUUCGACCCAUACCAGCUCCCACGCAGUCGUCGAUGGCUAGAGGGUGACUACGUCGAGUGGCGCGGCAUUCCUGGUCUUGACCAGGACGACGAGGACUCGGAUAGUGGUGCCGAGGACGGCGACGAAGAUGAAGACGGCACAGCUACUGACGAGGAAUAA